AUGACGGAGACAUUUCCUUCAAAGGUCUUGCAUUGCAGCGGGAAGGCCACAUCCACUUCUGGUAAAAAGCUUCCUAGGAUCCCCAAGUGUUCUCGGUGCAGGAACCACGGCUACGUGUCACCGCUGAAAGGACACAAGCGAUUCUGCACGUGGAAGGACUGUCAGUGCCAGAAGUGCAAACUGAUCGCAGAACGCCAGCGUGUGAUGGCGGCGCAGGUUGCUCUAAGAAGACAGCAAGCUCAGGAUGAAGAAUUGGGCCUUUGUCAGCCAAUCCCAAUACCUAAUCCAGAAUUCGUCAUCAGAACUGAAGGUACUGGAAGUGGAUUGUGCCUGCUUGCUCAGGGAACCGGAUCUUCAGCAUUGGCUUCAGACAACAUACAGUUAUCCCCAGCAGAGAAACCUGCCGGCCUGCAAGAGAGUUUGCCCACUGUCAGCCAUGGUCAAAUGGAGGGAUCCAAGGACCUGAUUGUUGAUUCUACAUACUACAGCAAUUUUUACCAGCCAUCACGUUAUCCACCUUAUUAUAACAACUUGUACAACUACCCACAAUACCAGGUACUGAGUGAAAAUAUAAGGGUAGUUUUUAAAACAUCCAGACAGUUGAUGGUGCCAGAUAAGAAAAGAACUUCAGACAUCAGGAAGCUACCUUUUGGUGAAAAUUUGUUGGCCAACCACAAUAUGAAUCCUCAGUACCAGAUGCACUCAUAUUACUCAGCAGCUUCUUACCUUGGGCAGAGUAUUGGUUCAUCCUCUCACAUCCGUCAAUUAAUCACCAUGGAUGAAAGCCCCACAUACACAGAACCAAAGAUGAGCAUAUUUUCUCCAUUUGGCUGUCAAGAAGCAGGUUCAUCAUGCUUGUCCACUAGUUCAGGUGGUAACUCUGGAACCACAAAGCGGGAAUCUGAAGAAAUCAGCGAGUCUGGAGCCUUUAUGGUAGAGUCCAUCAUUGAAAGCAGCAAUGAUCAACAAUAA
Messenger RNA from Polypterus senegalus (gray bichir), 972 nucleotides. RefSeq names its product doublesex and mab-3 related transcription factor 1 (gene dmrt1). The transcript has 8 exons. The record is from RefSeq and is a predicted model, not a curated record. Gene Ontology annotation, molecular function: RNA polymerase II cis-regulatory region sequence-specific DNA binding; DNA-binding transcription factor activity, RNA polymerase II-specific. NCBI's taxonomy places the organism in Eukaryota, Metazoa, Chordata, Cladistia, Polypteriformes, Polypteridae. Gene Ontology annotation, biological process: sex differentiation; regulation of transcription by RNA polymerase II. Gene Ontology annotation, cellular component: nucleus. The coding region runs from base 1 to 972 and encodes 323 amino acids.